AUGACACAACAGCGAGCUUCCAGGGCCUGUGAUCCUUGCAAACGGCGCAAAAUUCGCUGCAAUGGCCAGAAGAAAUGCCAGCAAUGCACCCAUAUCGGUCUCAGAUGUACCUAUGCCCCUCACCCAGUGCAGCGUGCGCGAAAGGAGCGACGACGAGGCAGUGUAAUCGCUGAAUGCCGGACAUGGAGCUCAUCAGGAUCGGUCCCCUCUUCAAUUCAAUCACAUCCAAAUCCGGCAUUCUUCUUAGACUUCUUGCCCAGCUACAUCGAAUACGUUUACCCCUUGAGCCCUGUUGUGACGGAAGCCGAAGCCCGAGAUAUGAUCUUGCAUAUGAACGAUUGCCGUGACGCAGCCUCUUUUGCCUAUAUCUUCGCCGCUGUGACUCUGAAUCUUGGUCGAAGUGACCCUUUACAGCAGGAGUCUACGAAGCGUGACCAGAUUUCAAUACUAUUGACACGCUCAUUGGAGCACCGCCGGCCAUUCCAUUUAGAUUCCAAGCCUGGGAUCACAGAUCUGAUGACCAGUCUCUUCACGCAAAUGUGCAGCAUUGGUCUCCGACGGCUCGACUUGGGCUUCCUGUACUUACGUGAAGCUAUAUCAUUACUUUACAUGCUACAAGCUGACUUAGACGAUGAAUCGGCGCCGAGAUGGCAGCGGGCGUAUUGGGAGUGUUUUAUGCACGAGCGGUUUACAGCGCUCACGUACCAACGCCCAACCUGCCUUACCCCCUUGUCAAGGCUACCCGUGCACGAUCCUUCCCUACCGGAGCAUGUCGAGGAUGGUUUCAACCAUAAUAUCAUGAACUUCUGUCUCGUGGAUCAGGAAUUCCUGCAUUUUUUAAUGGGUGACAGAUCAGGUGUCACGGUCGACUGGAUCGAAAAGAAACAGCAACAGUUAGAGGACACCGAUUGGCAUCGUGAAGUUUCUCGACUACCGGAGAUACUACAAGCAGACCUCAUCAUUACAAGGCAUUGGCUACGUACGCUUACGUGGCAAAUUGCGUUAUCAAAUACCCUAUUGUCAUCGGCAAGCUCACCGGGCUCAUCGCUUCUCUCGCUGUCCUUCCCGCUGCGCUUAUCGAAUCAAUUACGCCAGUUUUUAAGAGCCAUACCGCGGGAUAUUGUCGCAAUCCACGGAUCUGGAAUCCUUGAAAAGCUUUUCGAAAUCGCGAAUACCAUCACCGAUGUUGUGCUGCAUUUACACUGUGCGCCGGGGAACGAGACUAUUCAGCGUAUUCAUGAUAUUCUCUUUUUGAAAAAUUUCGUCUUCUCUUUUGCGGGCUUUCAGGCGUUGCGACCGGCGGUUCUUACACAGAAAUUCGAACAAAUCCGUCUGAAGUAUCCUGAGAUCAAAGAAAUUGAGUUACUACUCUAA
Penicillium cosmopolitanum is the source of this 1374-nucleotide messenger RNA. Its product is annotated as Zn(II)2Cys6 transcription factor. Gene Ontology annotation, biological process: regulation of DNA-templated transcription. Bases 1 to 1374 code for a protein of 457 amino acids. The transcript has a single exon. The record is from RefSeq and is a predicted model, not a curated record. Gene Ontology annotation, molecular function: DNA-binding transcription factor activity, RNA polymerase II-specific; zinc ion binding. NCBI's taxonomy places the organism in Eukaryota, Fungi, Ascomycota, Eurotiomycetes, Eurotiales, Aspergillaceae.